Paramecium sonneborni is the source of this 1083-nucleotide messenger RNA. The record is from the annotation of a GenBank genome assembly. NCBI's taxonomy places the organism in Eukaryota, Ciliophora, Oligohymenophorea, Peniculida, Parameciidae.
AUGAAAGUAAUAUAAUAUAACAAUGGAUUGUAUUAUGGUUAACUUGAUUAUUUUUAUAAAAAGAUUGGAUUAGGUGUUUAUGUUUAUGAUGAUUCUUGCCUUUAUUAUGGAUAAUGGAAAAAUGAUUUAUACAAUGGAGAAGGAAUGAUGAUAUUUCCAUUUGGUGGAAUUUUAAAGGCAACAUUUAAGAACCAUUCAAUAGAAGGAAUAGGAAUAUUAAUAACAAAUAAUGAAGUUAUGAUAGGAGAAUAUCAAAAUUCAAUAUUAAUAAAUAAAGCAUUGCUAUUUAAUGGUAAAUAAUGGAAAUUGAGAUCAUUUUUGAAAAAUGGCUAAUAUGAGGAUAAGGAUUGUUAACCUAGCAAAGAAUAAAAACUAUUCUCAGAAUUCAUAAAACAAUAUCCUUAGCUCUAUAAAAGUAAACUUUUGUUGUCUUUGGUAGGAUUUAUAAUAAAUGAAAAUUAAAUGUAUAUAGGUGAGUUUAAGAAUAAUAAACUUGAUGGUUUAGGUAGAAUAUUGGACUUUGAUAAAAGAGUGUUAGAAGAUGGUUAUUAUAAGAAUGGAUUACUGUAAAAGGGGUUUAGAUAUUAUGUUGAAAACAAUUCAUUUGAAUAGGUUUAACUUGUUUAUGAACAAGGAUAAUUUGACUAUAAGAUUACAAUGUCAGGAACAGAUUUUCCUGGGGAAUUAAUUUAAAAAUAAAGGGCUUUAAUACAUCUAACAUCUAAACAAUAUAUAAGUAAAUCAUAAGAAAUACAUUACUUUCACAAUAGAUUUUAUAAAUGUAAUAGCUAAAUAAAAUAAUUAUUAAAAAUUACAUUAAAUCAAUUUAUUUUUGAUGAAGAUGUAUCAAAUGAAGGAGAAACAAACAAGCCAAUAGAAAAUGUUAGGAAAGCAUCCUUCCAUAAUGAGAAGAAUAAAUAAUUGGAUGAAUAAACCAUAACUCGAACUUCCUCAUUUCAUGAAAAAAGCAGAUAAUAUGAAUUAGAUAUGUGUAAAAUUGAAUUUGAAAAUGCCUUAAAGCCUUUACCUAUAAAUGUUAAAUAGCAACAAAGAAAAAGGAUUUUUGAUAAGUAUAAUUUUUGA